AUGGACAAAUACCUUGACACCCGCUUCGAGCGGGUAGAAAAGGCCCUCGCGACCUUUAUCGACUCAAUUGCUAAAUACAACCCCUCGGAGAAGCUGGCCGAAGACCUCGUGGCCGCCGACCGCGAGCUGGCCGCGGGUCUCAAAGAGCUCGAGCGACACCAAAACAACCACGCGCGCAUCCUCCAGCUGCGCCAAGAGACGGCCUCACUCGACCAGCAAACCAAGGACAUCAUCGGCGGGCUCUGGAACAUGCGCAAAGAAGUCAAAACCACGCCGGCGACAAACUACCCUGCCACCGGACCCAAGUACAAGUUCACCACGCAUGAGCUGCUCAACUACGCCAAGCGCAUAACCGCCAGCGCGGCCCCCACACCCGCUGCCUCCGGCCCUGUCACCACCACAACAACAGCCCCCUUCUCCCAACCCCCACCCGCUCCCUCAGCCAACCAAACCGCCCUCCCCGACGACUUCAAGCCACACAUCAAUCUGUUAACAGGCUACCAAUUCCACCCUUGGCCGACGGAGGACAAGGUGCGCAUGGGCAGCAUGGCGGCCUACCAGUCGCUGAUUUCGCGGGCCGUAGACCCCAGGGGUUAUGAUCCGGAGGAGGAAGAGAGACGCAAGAAGGAAGAAGAAGAGGCUAGGAAGGAGGCGGAGGAGAGGGCGAUACGGGAAAGGGAGGAGGAGGAAAGAAAGAUGCGGGAGGAGAGGGAACGGAUGGCGAGGGAGAGGGAGCGGAUCAGGAGAGAGGAGGCGGAGAGGAGUGGGAGUAUUUCGGGGCCGGCUGGCGGGGCGGGAGGUGCUCCGGCUGCGGCGCCAAGUGCUGGUGGUGGGGGAAGGAGCCAGUUUACUUUCUUGGAUGGGAUGGAUGAUGAUGACGACGACGAUGAGGAUUAG
Molecule: messenger RNA, 897 nt
Organism: Sordaria macrospora k-hell
Lineage: Eukaryota; Fungi; Ascomycota; Sordariomycetes; Sordariales; Sordariaceae
Source: RefSeq, a predicted model, not a curated record